This is a messenger RNA of Monomorium pharaonis (pharaoh ant), 4128 nucleotides long. It is a transcript of the gene daw, whose product is annotated as growth/differentiation factor 8. The coding region runs from base 691 to 1881 and encodes 396 amino acids. The record is from RefSeq and is a predicted model, not a curated record. Lineage: Eukaryota; Metazoa; Arthropoda; Insecta; Hymenoptera; Formicidae. The transcript has 4 exons. Gene Ontology annotation, biological process: BMP signaling pathway; SMAD protein signal transduction. Gene Ontology annotation, molecular function: growth factor activity; cytokine activity. Gene Ontology annotation, cellular component: extracellular region.
UCACCUCCAGUCCUUCGUGAACGCGCCGCCGGGAACGUCGGCCACGAACGCAGCGACGACGAGGCGAAUCGACCGGAUGUCAGUCUCCUUCUGCGCCCGUAGGAAAAUUAUUGCUGACUCCGCGGAUUGAUAUUUAGAAUGAAGAAGUAUAAGGAGUGCAGUGCCUAAGGGGGAAAAAAAAAAAGAGGCGACGGUCGGCGAAGCGGUCGUCCCCGCAAUCUCACGAGAUAUCGGCACUCGGUGACCCCGCCUGACCCGUUUGGCGGCCUUGUCAAUAAAAACUGAUAUCGCCGCAAAUUGCGCCUGUUGGGAUUCCUAGAAAAAAGGAAGCAGAAAUUGACAACACGGAUGAUUUCGUAAGUGUUCAAUAUCACGAUCCAUGCAUCGAGAUCGUCAGAACAAGAACGGGACGCUCGUCCGAGGCAUUUGGCAGGGGCGUAUACUGAUAUAUACGAGUCGCAGGAUAACGAACUGCCGUUUAAACUCGACAUCGGGCCCGGCGAGGUCCUCAGUAUCGACAAGGUAAUGUCGGGGUGACGACGUGUAUACCGUUUUUUUUUUUUUUUUUUCGAUGCACCCAACGUACCCGAGCGAACCGUCAGCGGAUUAACUUGCGCGCGCUUGUAAAUCAGAAACCUACGGGGAAGAGGUCAAAUUAAGGAGGGAUCGAUCCGGAUUACAGUGGGAAAAAUGCGUCUACUCGCGGAGAUUCUUAUCGUUACCCUUGUAGGGGGUAUCGCGGCCGAGUGGCCGAUCAACCCCCUGAUGAGGGUGUGGUACACAUUCCUUCCCCAUCCGUCGUCCGAAUCGCCGACCGACAAGGAGAACGAGUGCGCCGGCUGCGCGCAGAAUAAAGUUAACCUGAUCGAUCCCGACCCGUUGUUGACCGAGCUGAGAGUGGAGUACGUGAAGCAGCAGAUCCUGAAGAAGCUGCGGCUGUCAAAGCCGCCCGAGGUCUCGAUGCCGCUGUCGACCCUGCCUAAGCCCUUGAUCAACGGCAACGUGCUCCGACCCGACUUGGAAAGGCCGGCGGAGAAUUUUUACGGGAAAACCAACCAGGUCGUCGUCUUUCCCACCGAAGGUGUGGCCGAUUCGAAAUAUCAUCACAGUUCGAAUCACAUAACGGGGUUCAAUCCGGCUACCUGUUUCACGUUUGAUCUACCGAACGAGAUGCUGUACGUCGACGUAACCGCGGCGGAGCUUUGGUUCUACAAGGAACAGGUCGAAAAUGACGACGAGCUCAAGCAGACAUUCGUGCUAUCCGAGCUCGAUCACUGGGACCUGGGCGGCAGAUUCGAAAAGAACACUGUCAGAGCAAUCUUCGAGACCGAUAUAGGAGAGGGUUGGGUGAAGACAGACGUAGGAUUUGUUGUGAGGAACUGGAUAACCCUACGCCGAUUGAACCACGCCAUUCAGUUGGCUUGCACGACCUGCUCGACCGAUCGCGAAAGAGCGCCAGUGUCCACCGAGCAGACCUUAAAACCAUUCCUGGUGAUCUACACGGAGCCGUUGCCGCAGCGAAACAGACCCAAGAGGCACUCGAAUUGCCUGCCCGAGAUGACGGAGUGUUGUCGGGACGAGCUCUACAUUAAUUUCACGGAUAUCGGUUGGAGCGACUGGAUCUUACACCCCAACGGAUAUCACGCGUACUUCUGCCGAGGAUCCUGUUCCACGCCGGCUGCCUUAACCGUCAGCGGAUCGGAAUAUAACAACGUUAUCAUGAAGUUGAUGACCAAGAAAGGGCAUCAAAAGAACAAGAUAGUGCCAUGUUGCUCGCCGACGCAGCUCGCCCCGUUACAGCUGCUCUACGUCAACUCGAACAACACGAUCACGCAGAAAACAUUGCCGAACAUGGUGGUGGAAGCCUGCGGUUGCAUGUGACACCGCUCUGCCCCGAGGGCAGAGGAUGAGCGGAACCAUUACCCGUCGGCGACGACGAGAAGACGAUGACCAGGAUCUCACGCCGUCCACCCCCUCAGCCCCCCUCCCCCGCGUCCCAACGACUUUCGCUCGCGCUUAAUCGUCGUGAAACCGAACUUGGUUGGAAACGCUCGCAAAAUCCGUUCGUCUUGAUUCGAACGCGAAGACAAGUACGGAUCGAGAGCGGAAACGUACGAGAGCGACGAUCACGGCGUCGAGAUAGCAGGUGAUUAGAAGAUAAAAGGGCACGCUAUUGUCACGUCACGCGAGCUCACAACUCUUUCUCACGUUGUACCGUUCAUAAUCCGUUGGCUGUGUGUACAUAGUCUGUAUCUCAUUGAUAUUAUGUAAAUCAUAAUUUCCCUAUCUUUCUGCGCCGCGCGAUGUGACAUGUGAUUUUCGCGUGUGCGAAUCAUGCUUGAAAAAGACGCGAUGUGCGUCGCGCGUGUGAUGCACCAUCCGUUUCGAUAAAGUGCCUCGUGUGCCGCGACGCUUUAGCACAUAUUCCUUUUUUUUUUUUUUUUAUAUAUCAAAGAAAAACGAACGCAAUCGAUGUACGAUUCGUUCGAUGACGCAAUAUGACGAGAUACGAGCUUUUCGUGAUGCAACAAUGGUGUGCUGCCCGAAACUUGGAAUCCCAUCCUUAGGUUGAUUGCUCAAGCCACGAAAUCGACUCGAGCUAACGCUUGCGGCGCCAGGGGAAAUUAAGGCGUAAAUUAAGGCGAGCCGAAGCGUGGAGAGAGCUCGUUACGUAUUUUAGCGUAAAUACCGACAUCGCCCUCCCCUCCCCCUCUCCUCUCCCUGCGUGCCCGCCGUACGUCUACGGAGCCGAUAGCGAGAGAGAGACAAUUUCGGGCAAUUUCGACAAUGAACUUUACGCGCGCCCCUGUGUUGCCCCGUCUGACCACGUAACAGGCCGUUUCUACUAGACACAUCUAGCCGAAAAAACACUCUGACCCACGCAGAAUGCAGAUUCGGACCAAUUACUUUUUAACGAAGGGACAUAAUUUAUACAAUAAGACAAUGUGUAGUGAAAGUUGUAUUAGAUUCCUUAAUCUAAGUUGUUUUUUUACGUACGCGAAUUGGAAAAGAGAAGCUUAUACUUUUGAGGGUUUACAUUUUAAGAAGAUAUGCUCAAACUCAGUCUCACUCACCCUAAGCGACAGAUAAGCGCUUUUACUUCCAGUUUCAAAUUGUCGUCACACUUGCGAGGAGAAAAAAAAAAUUCCGCACGUAAUGCUGCGCUAUCUCUAAGAUAACAUUUCAUGAAUGGAUUAAAUCAAUCGUGUCAAUUGCUUUUUAAUCUCUGUCCACAGUCAUUUGACAUCAAACAUCUGUAAGAGAUACGUCUAACUAUAAGCAAAUUUGCCAUUGAACUUUGCACGUCGUAAUUUCUGCGUCUCUCCGCGUAAAAGAAAAACGGGCCGUGUAAUAAAAUUACGCGAUAAACACCACUUGAGGAAGAUAUGGCGACAAUUUAGAUAGAGCCGACAAUAAUAUAUGCGCGGACAAACAACUCGCGACAGAAGCCGUACAGUAUUUUCUCACUAUCUAAUGCAACAAUCCGAAAACUGUUAAAUAUCGAUCCCACGGGCUUGUAAUUUAAUUUAAGAUGCGCGAUAGGCAUAUUCGUAAAUUUUAUUUAUUGCUAAAAUAGGAUUAAAAACGUCGUCACCUUCUCGUUGACGGUUUUAGCUCGCGGGCAUGACUAAAGCAAGGCAAUAUAAUGCAAUAACGAUUACUCUAGAGGUAAAUACGUGCGAUUAUGGCGUAUGGUAUAUUAUUAAGCGGCACGCUAAGCGCCGACUGUGGUUGACACGUCAAGAUAAACGGCGAGUGACUUGACUUUGUCGAAAACUCUCGGGACAAUAAAACGCGAUCCGAUAUUAUCGAUGUAUUUUCUCUGUUUUUUUUUUUUUUUUUUUUUUAACGGAAAUUUUACGAGAGACUAGCGUUGAUAGCGCGAGAUAAGCGAGAAAUCAGUUGAUUUUUCCCGGCUUUCGAACGCUACAAUGCUCGAAACCGACGAGAUGGAUUCUUUUCAUAUUUCAAUUCUCAUAAUCUUCCAAGCCGCCAUAGUCAAUCUUAUAUCAAAACGAUAUAGUGCUAAAAGUUAAUCUUUCUUUUUUUAAGCUACAUGUGUGAUGAAGUUUUUCACUAAAUAUAAUGUAUUUAUUCAAAUAAAAUAAUUAAUGCACUCUCGAAUAU